Messenger RNA from Sinocyclocheilus grahami, 1158 nucleotides. It is a transcript of the gene plod3, whose product is annotated as procollagen-lysine, 2-oxoglutarate 5-dioxygenase 3. Gene Ontology annotation, molecular function: procollagen glucosyltransferase activity; procollagen-lysine 5-dioxygenase activity. Lineage: Eukaryota; Metazoa; Chordata; Actinopteri; Cypriniformes; Cyprinidae. The record is from RefSeq and is a predicted model, not a curated record. The transcript is spliced from 13 exons. Gene Ontology annotation, cellular component: endoplasmic reticulum. Gene Ontology annotation, biological process: peptidyl-lysine hydroxylation. The coding region runs from base 4 to 1158 and encodes 384 amino acids.
AACAUGGUCAUCAUGUGUGUGUGUAGUUAUGAUGUGAUUUUAGCCAGCGGUCCAGAGGAGCUGCUCAGGAAGUUUUCUCGUUUCUCUCAUCGCGUGGUUUUCUCCGCUGAGGGCUUCUGCUGGCCGGACCAGAGACUGGCAUCCAAAUACCCAGUAGUGCAUGACGGCAAACGCUACCUCAACUCUGGAGGUUUCAUCGGCUACGCUUCUGAGGUUCAUGCUGUAGUGAAACAGUGGAAAUACAAGGACGAUGAUGACGACCAGCUGUUCUACACGCGCAUCUACCUGAAUAAAGAGCAGAGGAGGAAGUUCAGCAUCACACUGGACCACAAAUCCCACAUUUUUCAGAAUCUCAAUGGAGCCAUUGAGGAAGUGGUCCUGAAGUUUGAGAAAUCCAGAGUCAGAGCUCGGAACGUGGCCUAUGACACACUUCCUGUCGUUAUCCAUGGCAACGGCCCGACUAAGCUCCAGCUGAAUUAUCUGGGUAACUACGUGCCGACGGCGUGGACGUACGAACACGGAUGUGGGAUCUGUGACGAUGAUUUGCUGGACCUGAACGGUCUGUCUGACGAGGAGAUGCCGCUGGUGCAUAUCGCUGUGUUUAUCGAGCAGCCAACGCCAUUUCUGGAAGAAUUUCUGGAGAGACUCGCAACUUUGAACUACCCACACACACGCUUACGACUCUUCAUACACAACAACCUGUCCUCCAGAGGUUUGUGGAACGUUCCCUACAUCACUCAGGUCUAUCUGAUCCGCGGAGAGACUCUGCGCUCGCGUCUGGCCCCCGUUUCUCUCUACCAGCAGGAGGGCAUGGAUCCAGACAUGAGCUUCUGCACGAGCGUCCGCGAGCAGGGCAUCUUCAUGUUCGUGUCCAACAGGGAUGAGUUCGGCCGUCUCAUCUCCUCCACCAAUUACAACAUCAGCCGUCUUCAUCCGGACAUGUGGCAGAUAUUCGACAACCCAGUGGACUGGAGAGAGAAAUACAUCCAUGAGAAUUACUCCAAGAUUUUUGAUGACGAUGAGAACCUCGUUGAGCAGCCCUGUCCAGACGUCUACUGGUUUCCAGCGUUCUCUGAGAGAAUGUGUGAUGAGCUUGUGGAGACCAUGGAGGAUUUCGGUGGAUGGUCUGGAGGAAGACACAACGCUUUACGGAGUUAA